CAGGAAAUCCCUGCGUGUGUGUGUGUGUGUGUGUGAGACAAAGCGAAAGAAUGUGUGUGUUUUAGAAACGUGUUUCUCCUUGCAUUUCUCUCCCUUCUCUGCUCAGACGUGUCCCACCACCAACUCACUAUCCAAGCAUGCUCCCCUUCAAGGCAGCACCAGGCCAGUUUGGUCCCGACGUCCGGGAGGAGGGCCUCAAAGUGUGGAGGGUGGAGAAGAUGAAGGCAGUGCUGCUGGAUCCCUCCGAGGUGGGAGCCUUUUAUAACGGGGACUCUUAUCUGGUGCUGGAGAACCGCGGCCAACUGGGAGCCGACCUCCACAUGUGGAUAGGUGAGUUGUCAUCUCGGGAUGAGCAGGUGGCGUGUGCCAUGCUGGCCACUCAGCUGGACAACUUCCUGAGCGGAGACCCCGUCCAGCACCGACACGUGCAGGGCUACGAGUCCCCCGAGUUCAUGGCUCUGUUCCCCAGAGGGGUCAGCUACAAGGUGGGCGGUGUGGAAUCGGGCUUCAGGAGGGCUCAGGGCUCUGGCACGGUGCAGAGGUUGUACCAGAUCAAAGGGAAGCGCAACAUCCGAGCCAGGGAGGUGGAGCUGUCCUGGAGCAGCUUCAACAAAGGGGACUGCUUCAUCCUCGACCUUGGAGAGAUCAUUGUGUCGUGGAUCGGCUCUCAGGCUAACAUCUUCGAGAAGCAGAAGGUGCGUGAGAUCGCCGCGCUGAUCCGAGACACGGAGAGACAUGGUAAAGCCAAAAUCGUGGACAGCAACGAGGGGGAGGAGCCGGAGGAGAUGCUCAAGGUUCUGGGGAAGAUGCCCCAGUUGGCAGAGAGCACCCCAGAAGAGGACAGCAAAGCAGACGCUUCCAACUCUGCCUCCCUCUACAAGGUGUCUGAUGCCACAGGAUCCAUGGUGAUGACCAAGGUGUCAGAGAAGAGCCCGUUUGCCAAAGACCUGCUGGUUCGCGAUGACUGCUUCAUUCUGGAUAACGGCGCUAACGGGAAGAUCUUCGUCUGGAAAGGUAACGGAGCAAAUGCUGAGGAAAAGCAGUCGGCCUUAAAGAUGGCGGAUAACUUCAUCGAGCAAAUGAAAUAUCCCAGGAUGAAAACUCAGGUGGAGAUUCUGCCACAGGGGAAGGAGACCAUCAUCUUCAAGCAGUUCUUCAAGAACUGGAACUAAAACAUUUGAGAAAUCCUGCACACGAGAAGCAGACGCUGUAUAUCUGAAAACCAACAGCGUCUGAUACAAAAUGCUUUUUUUUACAUGCGAUGACCCGAUGUACAUAUUUGUAAGGGAGCACACUGUAGCUCGCUUGUGUGUUAGAAUAAGGAUGUGAUGCCACUUUUAUAAAUGCAAAGUCUAUUCUGUUAGAGAUAAACAUUAUUAAGUCAAAGAGUUUUUUUUUACGAUGCUCUAGUGUCACAGAUCUGCCUGCAUUUGACAAAUAAAACUUGAACUGCUCGCU
Eleginops maclovinus (Patagonian blennie) is the source of this 1458-nucleotide messenger RNA. It is a transcript of the gene capgb, whose product is annotated as capping protein (actin filament), gelsolin-like b. The transcript is spliced from 9 exons. The record is from RefSeq and is a predicted model, not a curated record. NCBI's taxonomy places the organism in Eukaryota, Metazoa, Chordata, Actinopteri, Perciformes, Eleginopidae. Bases 138 to 1172 code for a protein of 344 amino acids. Gene Ontology annotation, biological process: actin filament severing; central nervous system development; actin polymerization or depolymerization. Gene Ontology annotation, molecular function: actin filament binding; phosphatidylinositol-4,5-bisphosphate binding. Gene Ontology annotation, cellular component: actin cytoskeleton; cytoplasm.